AUGGAAAUUUAAUCAUUUUCUCCUAUGUUAGAUAGAGUUAUGGCUCAAGAAAUAUAAUCAGUUAGUUGGAGUAAAACUAUGGAUGUUUGUGCAAUCUUAUAUAGUAAUAACUAAUUAGAAAUAUGCAGAGUAAGUGAAUAAUUACAAAGAAUGUUCAUUAUUUAAGAAGAUGAUACCAUCAGUAAUAUUAUUGUGGACAGUAUUUACAAUUCUAUAAUUAGGUACAUUUCUGACUUAUAAUGUUGGAAAUAAAUUAUUUAUAUAUCAAUUAGCAUCUCAUCAAAAAAUUAUUCAAUCUACUUUAAUUAAGAAUUCAGAUAAAAUCACUUAAAUGCUUCUUGUUUAAGUGAAUGUCAAAAUUAUUAAAGAAUAGGAAUUAUAACCAGCUAUAAUUCCAUUAUCUACUACAAACUUGUAAUAUAAUUUUAAUAUUAAUAGAAAAAAUUGGUAAAAUCUUUGUUUUUUAAAACAAUCAUAAAUAAAUAAUAUCAUAUUCUCUUUAACUAAUAGAUAGAUUGCUUAUAAUUUUAAUGGGAUUUUUAAUUUAGGAGAAAUAGAACAUAAAAAUAUAGUUUAAUUAUAUCAAUUAGAAAAUGAAUUGCAUUGUUUUUCAAAUUCAAAUGUUGAAAUUUAUGAUAUUAGUUUAAUGAAACAUUAAUAAAUUUUAGUAUAACAUUUAUUUUAUCUAGAAAUACAUUUAAUAAUUAAGUUAUUUAAAUGAACUAUUUUGUUUUUUAAAAACAUCAAUUUUAUUAAUAAAUACUCAAUUACAAGAUAUAUUCAAAUGCUAUCAAUUAAACAUAAUAGGUCCAUUGUUAGCAUUUGGACCUUAAGAAACAAUCAAUUUCAAUAUUUUAUAAUUUUAUUAAAUAGGAAAUUGUCCACAAGAACUUGUUCAAUUUUUUCAAAAGGAAUUGUACAAUACAAAAAUUUUAUAAAAAAUGGAUGAUGUAAAUAAAUAUAAUUAAUUUAAAUUAAGAAUAUCACAAACAGUUUCAAUAAUAUAUAAGAAAUUAUUUAGGAUUCAUUGA
Paramecium pentaurelia is the source of this 1031-nucleotide messenger RNA. NCBI's taxonomy places the organism in Eukaryota, Ciliophora, Oligohymenophorea, Peniculida, Parameciidae. The record is from the annotation of a GenBank genome assembly.